AUGGUUGAAAUGGGAUCCCAGUUCGUGUUUCUGUUGGUCAUUUACGCUGCGUCUGUUUUAGGCCAGUCUGGAGAUAUGGACACGUUCUUCACAGACUACAAGGACACUGUACAGAGCACAGACGUAUGGGAUGUCCCGGGCAGUGGCGAGGGCGAAGCAACUGGGAAAGGGGAGUGCGUCAUAGCUGUCGUCUUCAUCCUCGAAAUGGAGGCAAGUGGUGACGGUGAGACCAUUGCCAAAGGAAAGGUUUGGGACGACAAGUUGGCCGCUGUUGCACAGAAGUGGGCCAAACAGUGUGUGCUGGAGCAUGACAAGAACAGGAAGAUCCCCUCUUACGGCCUGAAAAUCGGCCAGAACCUGGCGGCUGGACAUGGCAACUGGAGACAGGCCAUGAGCAACUGGUACGACGAGGUGGCCGACUACCGCUACGGAGAGAACGUCAACGACUAUCUGGGCCCCGACGGAUUCUUCAAGAUUGGACAUUACACUCAGAUCGACUUGUAUUGUCUAUCCAAGAUUCACACACAAGGCAACGACAGAAGCACCACCCGCAGUGAGGAACGAGACUAA
Molecule: messenger RNA, 570 nt
Organism: Aplysia californica (California sea hare)
Lineage: Eukaryota; Metazoa; Mollusca; Gastropoda; Aplysiida; Aplysiidae
Product: cysteine-rich venom protein
Exons: 8
Coding region: 1-570 (189 amino acids)
Source: RefSeq, a predicted model, not a curated record